Messenger RNA from Topomyia yanbarensis, 1059 nucleotides. It is a transcript of the gene MED27, whose product is annotated as mediator of RNA polymerase II transcription subunit 27. The record is from RefSeq and is a predicted model, not a curated record. Gene Ontology annotation, biological process: regulation of transcription by RNA polymerase II. The transcript is spliced from 5 exons. Gene Ontology annotation, molecular function: transcription coactivator activity. Lineage: Eukaryota; Metazoa; Arthropoda; Insecta; Diptera; Culicidae. Gene Ontology annotation, cellular component: mediator complex. Bases 92 to 979 code for a protein of 295 amino acids.
UUAGAAAGUGACGUUCUAUAAAAGUUUUGUGUUUAUCGGCAUCUUGUUUGUGAUCGGUUAUUGGUGAUUUUUUUAAAUUUUCAAAGAAACUAUGAAUUUAGAACCGAUCAAUAAUGCCCUGUCCCAUUUGCGAGUGCUUCGGUCUAGUGUUGGGCAAGUUUUUGAGUCGCUCGGCAAUGGUGUACGUGCGGAACACGGUGAAGAAGGAAAGGAACAAAAGUUUCUGCACGAGUUACAGGAGCUGCUCAAUUCCGUAAACUCCAACCUCAGAGAAUUCGAAACCUGCAUCAAUGAUCUCACGCCACCGCAGGCUCCAUUCAAUCUGGCCAACACUGCGUACCUUUCACUAGAAACAAACUUGGAACGCCAAGCGUUGUACCCACAUCUAGUACAAAGCUACAAGUGGCACGAUAAAUUGCACGAAUACAGUACUUUUGCGUCAACGUUGCUUCAACAGAAUGCCCUUAAACGGUCCUAUUAUGGAAAUACCAAACGAAGAAGGUCAUUGCCUUCCAGCCAUCUGGCAACGCCCCAGACGGUAGACAACCUAAUCGGCAGUAUUCAUUUCAACAACAUGAACCUUAAAAUAGUACGUCCGUCUAUGACGAACGCAAUUCUACACAUAACUAUCGCACGAGUCUUGCGAGCAGCCGUUAUCCUGAAGGGACUUCUGAUCGAAUGGGUUACCGUUAAGGGCUACGAUGAAUCGCUGCUGGAUGGAGUUGACGAACAUUGGACCGAAUCUCGGCAUCAGGUUUUUCGUAAAGUACAAGAUCAUGCUCAUUCAGCGAUGUUGCACUUUUUCUCGCCAACCCUUCCGGAACUGGCGAUUCGAAGUUUCAUAACGUGGUUCCGCAGCUACGUAACACUUUUUGCUGAUCCGUGCAAGAAAUGCGGAAAACAUUUACAUAAUACGCUUCCGCCAACAUGGAGAGAUCUCCGAACGCUUGAACCGUUUCACGAGGAAUGUAAACAAUGAGGAUCGAUGUUGUGGGGUAAAUUUAAGGUUUACUUUUUCUUUUGUGUAAUUUUGAUCUGUAUUAAAGACAUAUAAAAGUA